CCGCCAUCUUCUUCAUUUGCUGAGCAAAAGCUUUCUGAAAAGCAUUGUUCUCUUCAAAUUUCUCCAAAUCGCUUGAAUCUCGUUUCUCUCUGUCAACAAUGGUUGUGGCACAGAAAUUGAAGGAAUCGGAGAUUACUGAGCAGGAUUCACUCCUUCUGACAAGGAACCUUCUGCGUAUUGCUAUAUUCAACAUUAGUUACAUCAGAGGCCUCUUUCCUGAGAAAUAUUUCAGUGAUAAAUCUGUUCCAGCCUUAGAGAUGAAGAUCAAGAAGCUAAUGCCAAUGGAUGCAGAGUCACGUAGACUUAUUGAUUGGAUGGAAAAAGGUGUUUAUGAUGCAUUACAGAAGAAAUAUCUGAAAACACUUCUGUUCUGUGUGUGCGAAGCAGUUGAUGGACCAAUGAUUGAGGAAUAUGCAUGUAAGAAGAUCUCUUUCAGUUAUUCAAGUUCCGACUCUGAAGAAGUGUCAAUGAAUGUCAAUCGUAUUGGGAUGAAGAAAGGGGGAACAUUCAAGUGUAACUCAAACACUGAAAUAACACCCAAUCAAAUGAGGAGUUCUGCUUGUAAAAUGGUUCGUACACUGAUUCAGUUGAUGAGAACUCUUGAUAAGAUGCCAGAAGAGCGAACUAUACUGAUGAAGCUUCUUUAUCAUGAUGAUAUCACGCCUGCUGAUUAUGAACCUCCUUUCUUUAGAGGCUGCACUGACGAGGAGGCUCUAAAUCCAUGGAUGAAAAAUCCUCUGAAAUUGGAGGUCGGAAAUGUCAACAGCAAGCAUUUCGUGUUGGCUCUGAAGGUUAAGAGCGUGCUUGAUCCUUGUGAGGAUGAGAAUGAUGGCAAUCAAGAUGAUGUUAUGAGCUUGGGAGCUGAUUCUGUCGAGAAAGAUGACAGUGCAUCUGAUAGUGAGCUCAGUGACUCUGACGAAGAUCAAUAUAUAGUUGCACCAGUUGAUAAGCAAGAUGUUCAGGAUGAAGAUGAUACUCAAGAUCCUAAUGAAGAUGAACAACAAUUCAGCCGGGUUAAGGACUGGAUCAACACAUAUCACCUUGACAGAGUUGAAAUGACAGACGUUCUCUCAAAUUUCCCAGACAUCUCAGUGGCCUUGGUUGAAGAUAUCUCAGAAAAGCUUGUUAAAGAAGGAAUUCUUUUAAGUGCUGGCACAGACACUUACAUCAUUAAUAAGCAAAAGAAAUUCGACUAUGAGUUUGAUGUUGUGAAAGAAGAAAUAGAGGGCCAACAAAAUCAAAAUGGCAACGGAUCUCAGCGUGGCAAGGGUGAAGAUUACAUGUACAUGAAGGCUUUGUUUCAUGCUCUUCCAAUGAACUAUGUAAGUGUUGCCAAGCUCCAACGUAAACUAGAAGGAGAAGCCAACCAAACUGUGGUGAAGAAGCUCAUUGAUAAAAUGACACAAGAUGGAUUCGUUGAGGCUAAGAGCUACCGCAGACUAGGGAAGCGUGUUAUCCAGUCUGACCUAACUGAAGAAAAGCUGGCUGAAGUUAAGAAGGUCUUAGCAAAAGACAAUAUGGAUGUCAACAUGCAUGAAUCAGCCAACAACUUUAGAGAUCUAUCCACUUGUGGUGCUCUCCACUCUAUUGGAUCAGAUCUCACACGUACUAGAGGAAAAGCUGAUGCAUACCGGAAUGGAUCUGUCAUGAGUGAUCAGACUGUCUCCAAGAGAAAGGAGCAUGAAAACACACCAUCAAGCAAAGCUGAGCCUGUAGCUUCUCGGGAGAGUUUUAUUCCUGGCAAGGAGAAUGGAAGAAUUAAUGGAAAACCAAACCAACCUGAUGAGUACGAAAUUGUCUGUAGCAGGUCCAGUCAGGACAAACGUCGUAGGAAAGCAAGCAUGGUAAAAGAACCUAUUUUUCAGUAUGCAACACGCCAAAAUUCUCAAGUUGUUUGAUGGUUCCUUAUGCUCUGGUGGUGAAAAACAUGGGUACUUACUUACUAUAGUAGUAUUAUUUUUUGGUAACUUACUAGUAGUUGUACGUGAAAGCAAUAAUCAUAUUUUGAUAGUGAAGGACAUCAAAGAGUGUGUAUGAGCUUCAAUUCCCCAGAGGGAUUGAAGUUCGAAAAGGGUGCAGUAUAAUCCUGUAGAAUUUCAUGGAAACUUAGCCAGAGUGAAGUUCGAAAAGGAUGUUAGUACAAAUUUUGCUGAUAUGACAACGAAAAGACCUUUAGUAUAAAAAUUCUACUACAUUUUACAGAAAAUAGCUUCCUAUUGUAGACUUC
Solanum lycopersicum (tomato) is the source of this 2227-nucleotide messenger RNA. Its product is annotated as meiosis-specific protein ASY1. Lineage: Eukaryota; Viridiplantae; Streptophyta; Magnoliopsida; Solanales; Solanaceae. The record is from RefSeq and is a predicted model, not a curated record.